Messenger RNA from Panicum virgatum (switchgrass), 676 nucleotides. RefSeq lists its product as uncharacterized. Bases 85 to 390 code for a protein of 101 amino acids. The transcript is spliced from 2 exons. The record is from RefSeq and is a predicted model, not a curated record. NCBI's taxonomy places the organism in Eukaryota, Viridiplantae, Streptophyta, Magnoliopsida, Poales, Poaceae.
CUAACGUGGACCCUGCGGAGCGGAGCUCAUCAGGCGUAUGCGCAUCGCCCGCAAGCAGCAAGCAACUACAAGCUCCAGCGAGCAAUGGCUGAACCUUUAUUGGAGCGCUACAAUUUUCAGCGCUCCGACGGCCGCGCCCCUUCUCCCCACGCCGCGCUCUCCGCUGUGUCCGGCCACCCGCCCCUCGCCUCCCGCACAGGCCUCCCUCUCCGCCUGCCUGGAUCCCAGUCCGGCUGCAAGCGCAUCCCGGCGACCAUCUCCCACACAAGCACCGAGGCCAUCUCCUGCACAGGGACCAGGGCCAUCUCCGCCAGCACCCCGCAGGCCUUGAGGAUCUGGCCGAGCAGAGAUGCAGUAAUCCUGACAAAGGCGUCAAAUGCAACCAUGUGAGGUCCAAGAAACAAGAAGCAAAGCACCCUGAUGACUUGCACGUAUUGUUCGAGCCAAAUUAUGUUGAAGGAUGACCCCACAAAUGAACCAUAUUUAUUUUAUUGUACUAUCUUUGUACUCACUAGUAAUGUCUUGUUGUUCCGGUUGCUAACCCAUUAUAGUCCCGUUAUAGCAAUCGGACUAAAGUCUGGGAUCUUGAGAUCUCUCGUCUUGUGCCCAGCUUCUUUGCCACCCCACCUACACUCUGCAUGUAACUCUCUACUUGAGAUGUCUUUCUUUUGAACUA